UGUGUGGUAGGUUGUAGGGACAAGAGCGUGUGGUGCCUGCUGUAGAGGGGUCGGGAUCUCCACAGCGGCUGGGCCAGACCCCCCGGGAGAACUUGCCAGCGCCCGACCUCCAUUUAGGCCUCUUCCGGCCCGCUGUGCACGGCGGCCCGCAGCUGUUGGUCCUGGCUCCUGCGGCUGUUGCGGAGAAGGAGGCCGAAGGCCUGUGCGCGCGGGGGCGGGGCCGAAUCGGGCCUGUGGUGCCGGGGACCGAGAAGCCGAGACCGCGGGGGCCCAGCGAGGGGAGCCCUGGCCUAAGAGCCCUAACGGACUGGUUAUUCAGGGCCCAGUCUUACCCGUCCCGUGGGUCCAGCCUCCACCCGAGCAGCCCUCUCCUCUUUGGGACACCCCCGCCACCACUUGCCUGAUCAGUCCAGGCCUCCAUUCCGAGGUCGCUCUGCAACUUGGUCGGGGCGGCCUCCAGGGGUGGGAAGUCACGCUUGUCCCUCAGGCCUGGGCCGCAUGAAGCACCCACCCGUGUGCGCCCUCUCACUCUCGCUCACUGCCUCCUUCGGGGCCUGCCUUCCUCCUUUCUUUCUUCCAUCUCUUCCUGCCCCUCACACCCACGCGGUUUCUCAGCAGCGAUCCUAGAGUUUUCCUCUCGGCUGCUAUUAGACUGACUCCCUCAUUGCCCAGGACGCUUCCACCUGCACACGGGAUUGUUCAGUCUUACUAGGAAGUCCAUCGGUUAUUUUUGUAGCAGAGAGCUGCUAGCCAACCAUUUUGACCCCCAUAAUUACCUAAAACCGCCCGCCGGGUUACCUGUUUGUUUCUGGGAACCUCCUGUUCCUCUUCGUUAGCAGUUUUGGGUGGGUUGUUCCUUGGCCCGCUUAUAUAGAGAAAGAAUACGUUUUUCUCCCCCGGAAGCUAAAAUUUCAAUCGCUAUAUUUGUAAAUCAAAUGCUGAAAUUGAGGGGGAACCCUGGACUUGAUGGUUUGAGAAAGAGGCUCCUGGUGAGUCCCUGUUUUGUAAGCGACUCGCUUUGACUAAUCCUUUCCGUGGGAGGGAGUCGAGGGGGACAAACUGGUCGGACCGACUUAGCAGGAAUGUUCCACUCACUGCAGAGGAGGUCGCCCUCCAGUGUUUAUUCCUACUGUGUGAGCUCUGCAAGGUUUGCCAGUCUUGCAGAUGGGAGUCCGGGCUGGGGGCAUCAGGUGAGCUCCCUGAAGGGCAGGGUACAGCAGGUUCUCAGUUGGUUCCAGAAGGAGACUGAAAAAAGCCCUAGGCAGAAUAAGAGCCUCCUCUCGCUUCUAGCUAACCAGUGUAGCUAUGUUACCAGCUUGAGGGUCCGCCGUGCCCAGCAGAUCGGCCAGCUCUACAGCAACAUCUACUCGGAGAGGACGCGCUGGAGCCUCUUCAGUAGACUCUGGCGCAAGUUUCAUAGCCGCCACGGGAAUGCCUGUAAACUAAUGGCUGCUCUAACCGGAAUCUUUGUGUGGGAAGAGGAGAGGAUCAAAGAAGAGGAGUUACAGAGAUCUAUUGAUGAGAUGAAAAGAAUGGAGGAAAUGUCUAGUGUGUUCCAAAACAGUGGAGUAGAGUGCCACCUCCCUGAACUGAAACCCCAAACAGAAGAAGCAAGCGAUAAAGCCACCAAAGAGCAGCCAUGGGAAAUGGUAAUGGACAAGAAACACUUCAAACUCUGGAGGCGCCUGAUCAGUGGUACUCACCUGUACCAAUACAGAGUUUUUGGAACAUAUACUGAUGUGACUCCUAGACAGUUCUUCAAUGUUCAGCUGGAUACAGAAUAUAGGAAGAAGUGGGAUGCUCUGGUCAUCAAACUAGAAGUGAUUGAGAGGGAUGUGAUAAGUGGUUCUGAAGUUCUUCACUGGGUAACUCAUUUUCCUUAUCCAAUGUACUCACGGGAUUAUGUGUACGUACGGAGGUACAGUGUGGAUCAGGAAAACAAUGUGAUGGUGCUAGUGUCACGUGCGGUGGAACAUCCUAAUGUCCCAGAAUCUCCUGAAUUUGUUCGUGUCCGGUCGUACGAGUCCCAGAUGGUUAUCCGCCCCCACAAUUCAUUUGAUGAGAAUGGCUUCGAUUAUUUGCUAACGUACAGUGACAAUCCCCAAACUGUGUUUCCUCGUUACUGUGUCAGCUGGAUGGUCUCCAGUGGCAUGCCAGAUUUCCUAGAGAAGCUGCAUAUGGCCACCCUGAAAGCCAAGAACAUGGAGAUCAAAGUGAAGGACUACAUCUCAGCCAAACCCUUAGAUGUUGGCAGUGAGGCCAAGGCAGCCACUCAGACCCCAGAUCGAAAGAGUGAGAGCACCUGUGGCCCAGCUCGCAUCGAAUAUGCUUAAAGGGAAUUAGGUUGGGGGGGAGAAGUUGUUUCAUACCUGCCUUGGACCCUUAACCCCCUGCUGCAGAACAGGGAAAAGCCGGGUAUAUUGGAAGAAGUCUGCUUUACUCACAAAGACAAGAUAGCUUAAUAACUGGAGUCUAAUUCACUUGGCCCUGACUACUUUCAGUGCUUUUGCCAUCCUUUUUUCAGAGCAUUUGAGAAGAUGGCAUCUCUCCUGGGAAGCCUGUUAUGUCCCCAGCUCAAGAAUUUUAAAUUCAGUGUUUCACUGAGGUACUCUGGGACAGAUUUCUGGUACCUCUGUAAGGCUGAGAACUCUUUCAUUUGUCCCAAUGGAGCAUUUUCCUCACGCCUGGAUUUUCCUUUGUGCCAUCAAUUCUGCAAUGACUUGGCUUUCUUUACUUCCUGAAGACUCCUCCUAACAAGACUGUUUGGGUUUUUCAUCAAUUUGUGGGGGAAAAGGGGUAUUGAGAAAUCUCUUGGCAGUAGGUCUUUGUAUGUGCUGACUAUAAAUGAAACAGUCCGAUGUGGCCCAAGUGCCUUCUCUUGAUCUUUGUCUAUUUAGGAAUAACAUGAAAGCUGUGCCAAGAAAUGCCCUUCUUCUACCCUGAAAGUGUCAUUCUUCCCGUGAGAUUCCACUUUAAAUCUACUUAAUACCUUUGCUGCCCUUUCUGGUUUGGACUAUGUCGUUUUUAGCCAUCUCCUUCCCAUUCUCCCCUACACAGGGACACCAGUAAAGGAAGCCCUUUUAGACAAUAAUACAUUAACAGUAUUCAGGUACGGUCAGACAUGAUGAUGGUAAGGCAACUUACUAAAAAUAUUGAAUUAAACUUUAAUUUUUAUUCUGUGUUAAUUUUUGAUCGAGAAAGUGGAAUAGGGAAUCAGAGUUGUUACUAGCUUUGAGGAUUCCUCUUUAGCCUUAGUACAAAAUAUUCCUCCUUAACCUCACUGCAAAGAAAAUGCCAAACUUAGUCCUCUUGAUUUGACUUGUCAGUCUUAUUUCUGAAUGUUUAUAAGGUUUGUAUAGACCCUCUUCCUGUGGCGAAGCUCAGGCAUGAAAUCACCAUGGAGACAUUCUCCAGGGACUUGUCCUCAGUUCCCAGUUGGGAAGAGAACACAGAGGGAAGGGAAAAUAAUUUUCUUCCCAUAGAGUUUUCAGAACCAAUAGCCAAGGUAAGAUAUUUAGGAUGAAAAACCUAGCCAUAACCAUAAUUGCCAAUAUAAGAAAUGCUGGCUGAGCUACUUAUAUACCUGUUCAUCUGAACAUUUUACCUAGCUUUGAAGCCAGGGGAGGAGUAAAACUAAAGAGAAACCUCAUUCCUUUACUUUUCCUCAAUCACUGCAAUUUGACAAAACCUCUCCCAUUAGCUUUCUUUCUCCUUGUUGCAUUGAAAUGCUCUCUUAUUAUAUGAUUGACUUGAAUUUUGCUGGAAUGUCUUGGCUCUGGCCAAGUAUAUACACCAAUAUGGCCAAAGAAAGGUCCAACUUUAAGGCUAACAGUAUCUGCAGGGUGGGAUGAAUGAUCUUAAAGUGGGUUUAUUAGGUUUUGAUUGUGCCUUGUUCUAGAUGGAUGUGUUGGCUAUGAUGGCUGUGGAAAGAUCCUGCCUGAAGGCAAGCAUGCGAUCUCCAGAUCGCAUAUGUUCUGACAUACAGGGUAUAGAUUAGUAAGGGUGGUCUCAUCUGGGCUAUUACUGUGAUAAAACUGCAAUCUGGAAGGUGGUAGGGGAUUUUGAAGUCUCCCUUGUCACCAAAAUUUAGGUGGGAAACUUCCCCCAUACCCUGUUUCUGUCAUGGGAGAAGGGAUCUAGCCCUAAAGGUAACUUCAUGCUUUAGUACCUUAGCUGUCCAUUUGGUCUUGUGCCAAAGUAGUGAUCCCACCAACACUUUUCUUGGCAUCUGUUCAGGUGAUACAACACAGAGAUACACUAAAGAGCCCAAGCUCCUUUUCAUUGAUCCUUAACUCAUUUCAGGAUGUGAUAAGGGAGAAGUCAUUGGAUUCCUUUAGUAUUCAUUACCUACAGAAGUUACUGUGUGUAUACAGAGAGCAAUUAAUUAUAAAGGUGGUUAGGAUACUUAGGGUGCUCUCUGAGAUUCCAUGAUCUGAUUUGGGGCUUAUGUGAGUGUAGAAGUUACUUUGGGGGUUGUAAUAAUUUCACUAAUAACUGGCAUUUUUAUCAAACAUGAAUAAAUCUACAGAUUGUUAUGAAA
Molecule: messenger RNA, 4540 nt
Organism: Dromiciops gliroides (monito del monte)
Lineage: Eukaryota; Metazoa; Chordata; Mammalia; Microbiotheria; Microbiotheriidae
Gene: STARD7
Product: StAR related lipid transfer domain containing 7
Exons: 8
Coding region: 1083-2333 (416 amino acids)
Molecular function (GO): lipid binding
Source: RefSeq, a predicted model, not a curated record